Messenger RNA from Cimex lectularius (bed bug), 2621 nucleotides. RefSeq names its product WD repeat-containing protein 74. NCBI's taxonomy places the organism in Eukaryota, Metazoa, Arthropoda, Insecta, Hemiptera, Cimicidae. The transcript is spliced from 7 exons. The coding region runs from base 166 to 1314 and encodes 382 amino acids. Gene Ontology annotation, biological process: ribosomal large subunit biogenesis. Gene Ontology annotation, cellular component: nucleolus; preribosome, large subunit precursor. Gene Ontology annotation, molecular function: protein binding. The record is from RefSeq and is a predicted model, not a curated record.
UAACAAUGAAGUUACCACUCGCAAACGUUUAUAACCUUUUUUUGCGUUUGAGCCGUUUCAGGCCAUUUGCCAAAGAAAUAAACACUUUCGAACAGGAAUUUGCUGUUUGGAUUUUUGCUUUUACUUUAGAACAAAUUUGAUUUCUUUACUUGGUGAUUCAUUAAAAUGAAGAACCAAAACUUCAACUGCUACGUCGGCACUGCAUCUGGAAUUUUCAAAGGUGUGCAUAUUGUGGAAAAGCAUGACUUAUUUGUAAAGAAUAUUGAUGGUCUAAAAUCGGGAACAAACAAAAAUCCUAUAACUUGCAUGAACUGGGCAGAACCAGGAGAAGAGGAAGUCAUUAUUGGUUAUUCAAAUCAGCUGGUGAAGGUUUAUAACGUCAAGUCGAGAAGCUUUACAUCUCAAGAGGAGAAAAAAUGCGGCCAAGGAUCUCUGAUUGGUGUUGCAAAAUUUUCUGAUGCUAUUAUGACUGGUGUUGAUGGAGGUUCAGUUAAAAUUUGGCGGCCUGGAGGAGAGACUACCACUAUCGAGUGCGGCAAUAAUUUAGAACGAAUCCGUCACAGUCUGACAAAUGAACAGUGCUUUGCUUCAGGAGGAAAAGAGAAUGAUUUAAAAAUAUGGGACAUAAACACUGGAGCAACUACAUUUACAGCAAAAAACGUUCGGCAUGAUGAACUUGAACUGAGAGUUCCAGUUUGGGUCACUGAUAUAGUUUUUCUUACAAAUUCUCAAAAGGUUGCAGUAACCACUAGAUAUGGACAUGUAAGGCUUUAUGAUCCUUCAACACCGACAAGACGCCCGGUAAUGAGUGUACAGGUACCAGAACAGGCCCUAAUCAGCAUGUCAACCUGCUGUAAAGAUCAACAUGUAAUUGUUGGGAGUGGUACUGGACAAAUGAACCUUGUUGAUUUGAGAAGUAAAGGUCUUGUCAUGAAUAAAUAUAAAGGAAGUAUAGGUGGAAUUAAAUCAAUCGCCUGUUCACUGGAAGAGCCUUAUAUAGCUUCUGUCAGCCUUGACCGUCAUUUUAGACUGCAUCAUUUAAAUACGAAGGAGCUUCUUUUCAAAGAAUACAUGCAGUCGAAACUUUCCUGUGUGUUGGUGAGCCCUAACUUGGACAUCAACAAAUGCGAUGCAGCUUCCAGUGAAGAGGAGGAACUUCUUGAAAAGGAAAAUCAGGAAAGUCCACCAUAUCCCGAGUCAGAUGAAGGGAUAGGGGAGAAGGUAAAAGAGGAAGAACUAUUACCGCCACCUGUGGCUGAGAAAAGGACCCGAACUGGAGGAGCUUCUUCAAAAAAGAAACAAAAACCUUCAUAGCAUAAGGUAGUAGGGAAAUCAAAGCUCCCUUAAAAACAUUGUUUAGUGUUUUUUAAUUUUAUUACAUAUAUAUUUUUUAUUUAUUUAUUUAUUUUUCUUUUGUUCAAAUAAAUGUAUGGUUGUCUCAUUUUAAGAAAGAAAAAGAAGGUUAAAAUAAUGUUAAUGAUCACAUGUGAUAUGUACAGAUGUAUUAAUUUUUAAUGUGGUAAUAUGUAAUUAAUUAGGAAUUUAAAUUGUAGAUGGAGUUUGGUGUUAUCUUAUUUUUCAGCUGUUGUUAAAUUUAAUUACAUAUUUGUUUGAUUUUUUAAAAUUAUUAUUUAUUUGCAAAAUUACAAUUCACAAGAGCUUACAAUCAAACAGUCAUCAACAACCCACAAAUGCUCAUAAAAUAUGUACAAAUAACCAUUAUAUUUUACAUAUAAAUAUUUUUAUCAAUGUUACAAUAUUAAUUAUAAUGUUUAUAUUUUAUAAACCACUGAUGUAUACGAUUAUGCCACAUUUUUUAAGGUAAUCGCUGGUAGGUAACCUAAAAAAACUGCACCCUGUACAGGAAAUAUUUGAUACUAACAAGAUUUCUUAUCUUUCUUCCAAAACUAUUAAUAUCUUAUAUAAUAUAUUAAUAACUAAAAACUGAUUGUUUUAUGAAGGUUCCAGCUUGCAGUAAAAUUGUGAAUAUAAAAAUGACAUUUAUUUUUAAACUCUUACUAAUUCCAAUUUUACCACCAUAAGAAAAAAAUAUAAUAAGCUUCUAAGUAUACUACCACCGUUGUUUUAUUUGGCAUAUUUAACACAUCUAGAAAUCCAUUAAUUCACUUUAAUUAAAAAGUAUAAUGUUAUUUUACUUAACAUGUAAUCAUUACAAGCUAGGUGAAUUUUGUAUUUUAGGUUUCUCACCUAUUUUUAACUAAAUAAAUCUCAUUAAAUUUUUCUUGUACAUUUUGAACAUUAUUUACUUAAUCCUAAAUUACACUUGUAACAGUACAGAUUUAUUUAUAAUUAUAUUAAGUGUUUAUAGAGUGUUUAUGUUGUUGAAAUGUGUAUAAAUUUUAACAGAAACCAAUUUUGAAGUAGAUUGUGUAUGCACAAUCUUUGCUUAGUUGGGAAAAAAACCACACCAAUACAUGUCUUAGAUGUUCUGUGCACUUAAAUUAUGUGCCUUUUAUGUUUAUAUAUUAAUAUAUUUUUCAAAAUUUGUCAACUAAACAGAUAACUAUUAUACUGAGCUUUUUAAAAUUUGACCAGUUUGUAUUUAGUAAAUGUUGUAAUAUUGAAUGUAUGUGUAAAAAUACAUAAAGGUGUCAUUUUCA